AUGUCAACUCAAGAUCAUGUUUCCUGGUCAACUGUGGCUUCUCGCGGUGCCUCCAAGAAAGUCCUGCGUCCACUUCCUGUCUCUGCCGAGACUGAUUCUCAAUUCAAGUUGAAAAGUAACACCCUUUUCCAUCAUCCUGAACUUGAUUACCAGAUUAUGGUACGCCAAGCUGCUUCUAUUGUCAAGCAAGCACUGACGCCUGGUUCUGUUUUGUUUUCGUUCCCCGCUUCACUUUUUAAGCAUCGGACAGAAGCUUAUGAACUCAUUGAAGAUCAAUGUGGUGCUGUCCAGGGAUUUCGUCCUAUUAGCAAUUAUGGUACUCGCUCUGCUGGUGAAUUCAUGGUUGAAGUUAAGUUUGUAAUGCCAACAAGCACUACAAAGGCAAUCACUCACGGUGUUAGUUACAAGAAUUUGUUGUUUAAAGGCUCUCCUUCUGUUCCUAGUGGCAACAAUACACUUGUGCAUGUCCAGAUGACUCUUUUGCGAAUUCCGGACAAGGAUACGUUUCUGGCGGACCUCAAAAGAUCUCUGCGUUAUUACGGUGAAGUGUACCAGGUGAAAGAGUACACUUGCGGUGGGUAUUUUGAAGGUGAGCUGUCGGUUAUCCUUGAUAUCUCGGCUGGCUAUAUAGAUGUUUCUGGUGACAAGGUCAAGAAUGAGCCACUUACAAAUAAUUUGUACUUGGAGGAAUGGGACUGUUUUGCUUCGGCAACAUUUAAAGGUGCA
This is a messenger RNA of Mucor mucedo, 726 nucleotides long. RefSeq lists its product as uncharacterized. The record is from RefSeq and is a predicted model, not a curated record. The annotation marks the transcript as partial. Lineage: Eukaryota; Fungi; Mucoromycota; Mucoromycetes; Mucorales; Mucoraceae. The transcript has a single exon.